This is a messenger RNA of Babesia bovis T2Bo, 1862 nucleotides long. RefSeq lists its product as uncharacterized. The record is from RefSeq and is a predicted model, not a curated record. NCBI's taxonomy places the organism in Eukaryota, Apicomplexa, Aconoidasida, Piroplasmida, Babesiidae. Bases 98 to 1765 code for a protein of 555 amino acids. The transcript has a single exon.
AUAUAGAAUAAGACAAUUCGAUGUUCGAAUAAGCCAACCAACCCAUACAAAUUCUACGUUCAAAUGGAAGUGCAACAAACGUGUUAAGCGAAGCUGUAUGAAAUAUCGUUAUGUGUGUGAUGAUGGAGAAGUCCUGCUUCCACGAACGGCAAAGCAUAGAUCGCUGAUUUGCAAUUUGUUACAAGAUGCUACAACUGAAAGGAAAUAUGUCAAUCCCACAGAUAUACUAAAUCGAUUCAAAAACAUUGCAAAUGGAUGUUCUUUUGAAUAUAUAAGGUCUCUAUUCCUGGAUAUUUUCCGGUGGUUCUCCUUCCGCAAAAAUGAAUUUAUUUCUAGUGUUCUAUUCCAUGAAAUUCGGAAGGAAUUUAUUGCUAAACAAUCUUUUUUUGGUAGAAUAUAUUCUCGUAUAUUACGGAGAGAAUUCAAGUUUUCGGAGUGUUACAAACAAUCCGAUCAUUUCUCCACUAUCAAUUAUUACGUAAAAUGGAAUUGUGGAAAUAUUGUUUUGGAGGAACAAUGCCUAAAUGACGUGUUAAAUGCACGAUGGCUGGACUGUUCAACAGUCGUAUUAAAUAGAUUGUCCCAUUUAAUUAAAGCUCCGGAUGUGGUUGAUGUUCUUAGUUAUAUAUUUGGAAGGGCGAAGGUUAAAAUCCCCUUGCAUAAUAAUGAAGUUGUACAGCGUAGACCGAAACUGGUAAAAUCUACGGGAGCAUUGUGGCUGUUGGCAGUUUUAAAAAGCACCAAAAGUGACCACAUAAUAAAACAAGUUCAUGGCAUCUCGCAUACCUUAUUUCAUCGAUUUUUACGAGACAGUAAGUUAGAUAACUGCAAAAAAAAUCUUUUGAAUGGCGCAUACCUGUCAUAUGGGCAUGUAGUCGUGAAACUUAUACGGCAUAUUAGCCGACUGGUGCAAAGCAUAUCCAUUGCAGUUACAAACACAGGAAGUACUAUGAAUCAUUUACACUAUGAAGAAAGUAAUACAACAUCGGACGAAUUAUUUGUUUUGCAGCUUUUGGCAAAGCAAGAGCUGUUUAGAAGAAAUCAUGACGUAAACACUCUUCUAUCAGGGUUAUACGAUAUGGUUCGGUAUCUUGAAAUUAAAAAAUGCGCACCAUCCAGUAGCAACGAAUUACGUGCUUAUCUUGAAGUGUUGAUGCAAUCCGUUUGUAUCCCAUUUUUCCGUGUGGUGGUUAGGGGUUUGUCCUUCGAUAGGAACAAUUUCAAAAAAAUCAUACAGAUACUACAAACCAUCACUGAACAGUAUAAAGGUGAAUCGCAUGAAUUUUACUUUCCACGCUUCGCCGUUGAAAAAUUUACAUCUUAUGGUAUGUCUGAAUUCUGUGUGCUGUUGAACUAUGAGAAGCAAAAGGAGAAUAACUUAUACGAUGCGUUUGCUAUCCUAAAAGGUGAAAAACACACAUAUUUAUAUCGUUUUGGUGAUGGUUCCUUCGUUGCUUCCACAGAUACAAGUUUUAUGGAUCAUUGGAACAUAUACCGCUCUUGUUCUUUAGUGGGUUCUGUUAGAUGCCAAUUAGUUAUAAAACCGUAUUCAUCAAUUGCAAUGGAUAGCAUUUCUCAAUAUGUAGACAUUUUAAAACGGAGAAUUUCAAGCGAAGUCGUAUCUGCUGUAGAAUUCGACAAUGUAGUUAACAUACAUUUUCCUAGGAAUACCAGUUCAUGUACCUUGUCUAGGUUCAAGCUUAAUGUUCAGAAAGAUUUGAUUCAACAUCCCAUUCAUAAGUACAUUGCAAUUAUGAUAGAGUAGGUACGGUAAGGUUUAUGUAUUGAGUACACAAGUGAUCAAGAUGCUCCUUCUAAAUUAUCGGAUAUAUAAAUUUUCUCAACUGCUUCAUAUCAUUUGU